Molecule: messenger RNA, 1091 nt
Organism: Condylura cristata (star-nosed mole)
Lineage: Eukaryota; Metazoa; Chordata; Mammalia; Eulipotyphla; Talpidae
Gene: ASB11
Product: ankyrin repeat and SOCS box containing 11, E3 ubiquitin protein ligase
Exons: 7
Coding region: 1-972 (323 amino acids)
Biological process (GO): positive regulation of protein catabolic process; intracellular signal transduction; protein ubiquitination
Molecular function (GO): protein binding
Source: RefSeq, a predicted model, not a curated record
AUGGAGGACGGUCCUGUUUUCUAUGGCUUUAAAAACAUUUUUAUUACAAUGUUUGCUACCUUUUUUUUCUUCAAGCUCUUAAUCAAAGUGUUUUUGGCUCUCCUAACCCAUUUCUAUAUCGUCAAAGGAAAUAGAAAAGAAGCAGCUAGGAUAGCAGAAGAGAUCUAUGGUGGAGUUUCAGACUGUUGGGCGGACCGAUCCCCGCUUCAUGAGGCUGCGGCCCAGGGACGCUUACUGGCUCUAAAAACUUUAAUUGCUCAAGGCGUGAAUGUGAACCUCGUGACAAUCAAUCGGGUCUCCUCUCUCCAUGAAGCAUGCCUCGGAGGUCACGUGGCCUGUGCAAAAGCUUUGCUGGAAAACGGUGCCCAUGUCAAUGGCGUGACGGUUCACGGAGCCACACCCCUCUUUAAUGCUUGCCGAAGCGGGAGCGCCGCCUGUGUCAACCUGCUGCUGGGGUUUGGCGCCAAGGCCCAGCCGCAGGCACACCUGAACUCACCCAUCCAUGAGGCGGUGAAGAGAGGCCAUAGAGAAUGCAUGGAGAUUCUGCUGGCGAAUAAUGUUAACAUCGACCAAGAGGUGCCUCAGCUUGGAACUCCACUGUAUGUGGCCUGCACCUACCAGAGAGUAGACUGUGUGAAGAAACUUCUAGAAUUAGGAGCCAGUGUUGAUCAAGGUCAAUGGCUGGACACCCCCCUCCAUGCCGCCGCCCGCCAGUCCAGCGUGGAAGUCAUCCACCUGCUAGCCGACUAUGGGGCCAGCCUGACAUGCCGGAAUGCUCAGGGCAAAAGUGCGCUUGAGGUGGCGGCGCCCAAGAGCAGCGUGGAGCAGGCGCUCUUACUCCGAGAAGGCCCGCCUCCUCUUUCCCAGCUCUGCCGCCUGUGUGUCCGGAAGUGCUUGGGCCGAGCUUGUCAUCAAAGUGUCCACGAGCUGCAUCUGCCCGAGCCCCUGGAACGAUUCCUCCUGUACCGGUAACCUCACCUAUCCAGGGACAGAUGACGUGGAAAUAGGUUGUUGCCUGCUGUUGCCAACACCCGGUAUAGACGCCCAUCAGCUAGACUUUCAGUAUCUGCAGAUGAGUGAUGCCAGUUAGA